Messenger RNA from Colletotrichum karsti, 3066 nucleotides. RefSeq lists its product as uncharacterized. The coding region runs from base 1 to 3066 and encodes 1021 amino acids. Gene Ontology annotation, molecular function: sequence-specific DNA binding; DNA-binding transcription factor activity; protein binding. Gene Ontology annotation, cellular component: cytoplasm; spliceosomal complex. The record is from RefSeq and is a predicted model, not a curated record. Gene Ontology annotation, biological process: mRNA cis splicing, via spliceosome; regulation of DNA-templated transcription. NCBI's taxonomy places the organism in Eukaryota, Fungi, Ascomycota, Sordariomycetes, Glomerellales, Glomerellaceae. The transcript is spliced from 3 exons.
AUGGACCCGGGCCGCAGAGCCAUGCUCAACUCUGGGCGCAGAUCCCCCAGUCGCAGAGACCGCGAGCGAGAAAGAAGCAUCACUUCGCCCCGGCGCGAUCCCAACAACCGCAUCUCGAAGCCCUCCAAUUCGCAAUCUUCCUCGAGACCCCGCCAGAACAACAACGGAACCAACACGAGCUCGAGCUACAUGACCCAGGAUGAACAGUCUCGUCAGUUUGUCGCCGACGAAGACAAGUUCGUUUUGAAACAGGCCAAGAAGAAGGCGGACAUUCGCGUUCGGGAAGGCCGAGCCAAGCCAAUUGACUUGCUCGCAUUCAAUUUACGCUUUAUCGAUACCGAUCGGGACGUCUUCGACGACGAUGAUGCCGACCUGCACAUCAACGUGCCCUCCCCGGAUAACGUCCUCCAGGGCCUCGACGAAUCACAGCUGAAAGAGCUUGAUUCUGACAUCACGUCCUACCACACCCUCGAGACCAACGGCCGUAACCGCGAAUAUUGGAAGUCGUUGCAAACAAUCUGUGCCGACAGGCGGCAGAAGCUGAAACCACAAGGGCCAGACGCUCGGGUCGUCAGCACAGUGUCGGAAGACGUCGACAAGAUCCUGCGCCCCAAAACGUACGAGCAACUCGAGGCCCUGGAAUCUCAGAUCAAGACCAAGCUCCGCUCCAACGAUGACAUCGACGUCGACUACUGGGAGCAGCUCCUGCGCAGCCUGCUUGUGUGGAAGGCCAAGGCGAAGCUCAAGAAGGUGUGCGAUGCCAUCAUGGCGAACAAGGCCGCCAUGCUUAAGCUGCAGGACCCGGAAAAGGCCAGGGCUCUAGGCCAGCAAGCUAUGCAGAGCGAGUCUAUUCCUGGACCUGCAGCAGUCAGGAACCUGUCAUCUGAGCCCAGCAGGGCCGAAACAAAGGCAGUGUCUGUUUCAUCCGGGCUCCAAGGCGGUGCGCCACCAGGAACGGCUCGAUUCGCGCAGACUGGCAACGAAGAUUUCUCCCAGGCCACCAAGGCCCUCUACGAUCGAGAGGUCGCCCGUGGUAUCAGCGAGGACGAGGAGAUCUUCACUGCCGAGGAGGCUGUACCCAGUGCCUCGAAGCCGCAGUGGGCGGACAAGUAUCGACCACGCAAGCCCAAGUACUUCAACCGCGUCCAGAUGGGCUACGAAUGGAACAAGUACAACCAGACGCACUACGACCACGACAACCCGCCGCCCAAGGUGGUCCAGGGCUACAAGUUCAACAUCUUCUACCCAGAGCUGAUCGACAAGACCAAGGCGCCCACUUUCAAAAUCAUUCGAGAACACGGCCGGAAAAGGGGAGAGUCCUUUGCUGCUGCAGGGGAGGAGGACACGUGCCUCAUUCGUUUCAUCGCGGGCCCCCCGUAUGAGGACAUUGCAUUCCGAAUCGUGGAUCGCGAGUGGGAUUACAGUGCAAAGAAGGAUCGCGGCUUCAAGAGCUCUUUCGACAAGCGCGCCCACAUGGGCACCAUGCCCGUACACGAUGGCUUGCCUCAGUCAGCCAUGACCACUCAGUCUCCCGAGCCUCUCGCCGUCAAGACAGACAUCAUUCCAGACUACUACCCCAUGGUCCCCAAGAGCGCAGUCAACAGCUCUCAGCAAUCUUUCUACAACCCAAACUUCUCAGCCAUCAACCCGCCAUUCCAAUCACCAGCCAUGAGCCAAAUCACAAUGUGGGCAUCUCCCCGCUCCCCCGUGGACGACUUUGACAACUACUCCUACCGCGCCCCGGCUCCCACGUCUGGAUACCACGCCGGCUCUCUCUCGCCACGAACAUGGCCCGACUCCGUCCAGACUCCUCCUCCCCACUACGAGGUUCCCUUCCACCACCAGGAGCAGUACGAUGGCAUCACCAACGACCAUAUGACGAUGACUUCCGAUAACCUCCGCGGGAGCUCCCUGAACAUCGCCAUAGACUACGGGAACGGGUGCUUCCAGCCGCCCCUCUCGGGCCCUCAUGACCCGUUUCCCUCAAAGUACGAUUCUCCGCCUCCGAUGAACACAACUUGCAGCCCCUUCGUCACUUCUCCCACUUCAAUCCAAGAACCAUUCAAGCCCGAAAACCACCCAUCUAUGAGCCCAAGCCCAUGCCCCUCAGGAACUCCUGGUGGGAUCGCCAGUGGAAGCAUGGAUGUCGAGAAAGAUGACAGUGACAAGAAGAAGACGUCCGACGAGCCUUACGCUCAGCUCAUCUGGAGAGCGCUCAAGGAGCAGGAAAGCCGCUCCAUGACACUCCAGGAGCUCUACCAGUGGUUCCUCGCGAACACCGACAAGCCUGAGAAGGCCGGAGGUAACGGCUGGCACAACAGCAUCCGCCACAACCUCAGCAUGAACAAGGCCUUCGAGAGGAGAGAAGUAGUCCCGCGCCACUCCAUCAACGGCUCUUCGACAGAGAAGAACCCAAGCAGAUGGCACCUCAGACCCGACUUCGAGGAAGGCGUCAAGUCAACCACCCACUACCGCCCAGGCCCCCGCGGUCCCUCCGCCGCGCGCCGCAACAACGGCAACCAUCGCCGCUCUUACCACUCCUCUCCCGAAUUCCCGGACCGCAUGAUCCCCGGCCGCGCCAUCUCAGGUCGCAAAGGCGGACGGGCGACCAGCCGCUCCCGCAACGCCGCCAGGGACCUCCGCAUCCGCACGAACCUCCAGGAGCAGCAGCAAUGGAACCCGCCUCCUCCUGCUGCCGCCCAGAGAAGCCUCUCCGCCAGCCAGCUCGAGAGCAGUUACCCUACCUACUUCAACCAGCACCAGCACGGGCAGAACGCCCAAAGAUUCCUGCGCGCCCACGGCAGGCAGCGCGAGGAGGCCGCUCGCCCCAACGGCAUCCCGGGCAUCCCUAUCCGCUCUGCUGGCCCCGCCGUUCCUCCCCAGCAGCCUUACCAGGUCCCCGCCUACUCCAUGGCCAACGUAGCCGGCGUCUACCAGCACCCGCAUCCCCAGCAGCCUCAGCAGCAGUUCCAACAGCAGCAGCAGCAGCAAACUCGGCCGGGGCAACAAAGCGAAGAGGUUCUCUACUCGGGCUGGGGCACCUCCACCGCCAACCAGGGCAUAUAA